GUUCUAUCAUUAUCUGUAUCUCUGUCUCUUUAUUGAUGGAACCGACACUUGGGAUUUGAUUAAUUUCGAUUGAAUGACUAGGUGAUUUGGUUGUUUUAGGUUUUUUUCCAAACCUAAAGUCUCGAUGCCAAUCUCUGCCUUCUUUGCCUCUGUCAGCACUAUUUGAAGACCUUUACUUGAGAUUCAUGGCGGCAAACCAACCGCAGGCUCCACAUGGCACUUCCGAUCAUCAGGUGAUGGAGUCUUCAGUGGAUAGAGAACUAGAUCUAGAAGAAAGCCAUGGUAGAAUUGUUGUUGUUAACGAUGAUGAAAAUAAUAGAAAGCAAGAAGAAGAAAGCUUCUGCGCUGCCAUACAGCUGGUAGGUUCAUCUGUGCUGCCAAUGUCUAUUCAAUCAGCAAUCGAGCUUGGCGUUUUCGACAUCAUCGCGAAAGCGGGUCGAGGUGCCAAGCUCUCUUCGUCCACCGCCUUUCUCACGGGGGCUCUAAAACUUAGUAAUUGGAUUCUGUCCACCACCAUUCUCACGGAAGCUCUAAGACUUAGUAAUUGGAUUCUGUGGCGAGCGAGGGAUUAUAGCAGAUUAUGACCUCCACUUCUGACAAAGUAUGAACUUAAUUCCUACUAGUCGUGUAAUAUCCAUCCUACCCAAGAUGGAAAUAUUCUUACUAUUACUGCACUUCUGUCAAUGAUCUGACACUGCAUGCUUUUGUAAUAAGGGUUAUCCCGUAUUGCGUAUUCUCACUUUUAGUUUAAUUGAAGUCUAGACUUUGGUUUUAA
Messenger RNA from Pyrus x bretschneideri (Chinese white pear), 775 nucleotides. RefSeq lists its product as uncharacterized. NCBI's taxonomy places the organism in Eukaryota, Viridiplantae, Streptophyta, Magnoliopsida, Rosales, Rosaceae. Gene Ontology annotation, molecular function: protein dimerization activity. Bases 186 to 584 code for a protein of 132 amino acids. The transcript has 3 exons. The record is from RefSeq and is a predicted model, not a curated record.